AGAUAAGCCGUUCGAGUGAGCACAACAAAAAAUAGUGGGAGGCAAAAAUAUUCGCUUAAUUUUAAAGUCAGUCUGCUCGGCACUACCAGAAUAAGAAAAAAAAAUGCUUCUCGUCGCUAAAAAAAUCUCAAAUUUUCUCCAGUUCCGCCCAAUCCUUGUAUUAUUCUUUUGGAGCCUUGCCAGCUUCACAUUCUUUCUAUUGACCUUCACAUUUGAGCUGAUGCAAAUACAUGUUCAGGAUUCAAAUGGAUUGGAUCAGCCGGCUGGAACAUUUCAAGACCCUCAAAUUCUAAUUCCAUUUUUGCUCAUCCCCCUUGUCUGCCUAACAGUGUUCUCACGAAGUAUUCCAGUUACGAUUUCUACAGCAAUAACAACUUUCCUUUCAAUUUGCAUAUUAUCAUUUCUGUCAAGGCUCAAUCAUUAUCUGGAUCCAGACCCUGUUCACAUUGUGGUUAUUUUACAUGUCACAACAGCCAACUCGAUUUUCUUAAGAAGAUGUUGGGAUAAGUACAGAAGAGGUCCCUGCUCAUCCACCAUUGUUCGACUACUACUAGCAACAGUCGAUAAGUCUCUACCAAUGUUAUUAACCACCUCCACGUGUGCUUCUAUAAUUCCACUGGUCUCAAUUAUAGUAUCGCCUGCCAAAACUAUCAUACCAUCAGUGACAUUAUGUGUUUUAAACCUACUUCAGAACAUCUGCAUUAUGAUGGUUGCACUGUCUAUUUUGUUAAUCCGGAACACUUAUAACUGGUGUAUUCCAACAGUUCGGCUAAGCUUCUUACGUGGAAUCCAAGCAUUUGUGGAGGAGAAGCUCGUGUACUUUGCUCAUCUCAUGUGCCAAAUUGGGCAACGUUUGCUCGCGUCCCCCGCAAAAAUUCCCUUCGUAAUUGCGUACCUUGUGGUUAUCACAGGAUUUGUAACGCUUAACAUUGUCCGUUUCGUGAAUUUCAUGAAUAUCUCCAUAGACAAAGGAACUGUCGAGUGCUCAUUUUUCCGUUGCUAUGAAUCCAUCACUCUCUGUUUAUCUCUUUUCAUAGUUCCACCGGUAUUCUUCUGCACUGUUAACAAACUUCAAAUCAACACUAUCAUUGCUUUGGUGGGCUUCUCGUUCACUUUGGUGGUUUUUGAAUUGCUCAGAGAAUUCGUAUUUGGAAACAUCAGAGUUGAUCCUAUUCAAUUUGUGGUUUACAGCAUUAUUCCUGCAGAUGGUGCACUUCGGUUCUGCAACAUUUACAGCAUGUCUCGAAAAAAGAAUCACAGUGCAAAAGUGUUGGACACGGUGGACGCAUUGUUUUCUCAAGUAACAAUUUCCUCGAUCUGUUCUGGAUUUGCACUUUUGUAUCUUUGGUAUCACUUUGGCCAGUCAAAUGUGAUUUUACUGGUUAUCAUUCUAUUGAUAACCAAUUGGAUCACAGUGGUCUUCUUCUAUCCAUCUGCAAUCGCCACAAUUGGUCCGUUAAUCUGCGGAGGGAAGCGACGUGGAAGUCAGAUAUCGGAGACACGAUCCAUGAAUACUGAUCGAUUUUCUUCGCAUCUUCUUGUUGAUAACCCAGAUUACACAAAGAAAUACUCCACGAGUAAUUACUAUGGAUCAGCUAAACAGAAGAGGUCCUAUAAUGUUCUUGUGACCGAUUCUAGAAGAGCUUCCAUGCCAGUCUGUGUUCAGCAAAUUGCGAUUACUAACUCGAAUGCGCCAAUUUUAAAAAAAAGAUCAUGGGCGAACGGAGCAUGUUUUUCAGUCGAUGGAGUUAUAACAAUGACACCUCGGGAAGCAUUAAAGCUAAUGAGAAAGGAAGAUUCAAUUACGAGUGAUAAUAUUUUGAUCAAGGAACUUGCUUUAUUUUGAUUCGAACAUUGUUAUUAUUAUUACUAUUAUGGUUGUUUGUAAUAAUAAAUUACAUCGUAGUAA
This is a messenger RNA of Caenorhabditis elegans, 1909 nucleotides long. RefSeq names its product HMG box domain-containing protein (gene F20A1.4). The record is from RefSeq and is marked reviewed. The coding region runs from base 104 to 1846 and encodes 580 amino acids. NCBI's taxonomy places the organism in Eukaryota, Metazoa, Nematoda, Chromadorea, Rhabditida, Rhabditidae. The transcript has 9 exons.